Messenger RNA from Pseudomyrmex gracilis, 1438 nucleotides. RefSeq lists its product as uncharacterized. NCBI's taxonomy places the organism in Eukaryota, Metazoa, Arthropoda, Insecta, Hymenoptera, Formicidae. Bases 250 to 1227 code for a protein of 325 amino acids. The record is from RefSeq and is a predicted model, not a curated record. The transcript is spliced from 8 exons.
CAUCCUCGUGCGAUCUCGCGUCUCGAUCUCGCUGAGGAAAACUCGCGAGAAGAGAUGACACUUUACGCGAACGACUUUCGAUCGUCUGCAACUUGAAAAAAAACUGCGCGCGACACUUACGUAAAAUCACCGAGUGAAAAUUCACGAGAGAAGAAAUUCAACAGUUUGUUUCUUUGUUUGUUUGUUUGUUUUUUUUUUUUUUUUUUUUUUUUUUAACUUCGCGAGAAGAUCUAUACAUGUGCUCACAGCAUGGCUAUCAUGCAAUCCUGUUGCUGUUGGCACUCCGUACGCAGAGGCAGUUACGCUUGUGCCAUUUAUACUACGAUAUACUUUACAUUACUAGCACUGAUGACCAGCAGAGUCCUUCGGGAUGAGAAUCAGUAUUUAAAGGGAGAUGUCUCCCUGCCAGAAUCAAUUAGCAUUCUGGAAUCGGGGACCAUAUCGCCGACGACGGUUUAUUUCAACGGAAUGCUGCUUGUCUGCUCCUGCUGUGGCGUUGUGUGCAGUCUUCUUCUUUUAUACGGCUUGUACAAGGAUUAUAAGUCAUUACUUAUCCCAUGGAUGAUCUCGGUGGUUACGUGCGGUGUUCUCGAUGUGUCACAUUCAAUAUAUGUGUUUGUUGCAACACUCGUCUUCACACCGUCAAUACUUAUGCUGUACACGUUAAAUUUCUUUCUACUCUCUUUAAACAUAUAUUCACUAUUGUGUGUCAUCUCGCAGUACCAAGAAUAUUUAGCUGGUCGCGGCACUGCUGCGCACGACUACGAAUAUAGGGUCAGUAUUCCGAAAGUUUCGCAGAGGGAGGAACAGUGGGAUAAGGGACAAAAAUUCCCCUUGAAGGUUCCAGUAGUGAGAUACGUAACUCAACCGCCGACCACAACCGCCACUACGUCGUGUCUAAGUUCACGAAGAGGCGCAACCAACAACGAAACAAAAGCGACACCGACUCAAAGUCCCACGGCGUGUCACAACCCUCUCUUAUCGGAGAAAACUUCCACCACCGGGGGUCGGUUACCGAGAAAGCACGUUCAAUUUCCAGAUACAUCAACGUCGCUCGGUCAAAUAGAAACGCCGGAGCUAUCAGCAACAGAGAUCUCAAAAAAAUGUUUGCCAAAACUCGAGAGUGAUAAUGCUACAAAGACUUGGCUGAAAUCCAAGGAAACUAUAACGAUCGUGGUCAGUCAAUCCUCGCCCUCAAGCGAUGAAGAGCACAUUCACGACUCGUGAAUAUUACAUGUAUAGAUAUCCCCGAAUAAUUAUUUAUAACUGUUAACAGUUGGAAUAUAUGUGAUUGUUGUAUAUCUCUGCGCAUUUGUGAAGACGCGUGUAAUUACUGUAAAUACGUACUCGAUAAAUUGUUUUUUUGGUAAAAAAAAAGAAAUAUAAAACUGUUAUGCAUUUAUGCGCUACAUAUAUAUGUAUAUAUAUAUAUAUAUAU